GGCCGGCAACAAAGUAACGUUUAAUCUCCAUCGUUUGGCCUCCUCCGUCGCUACUCGACAAGCGAAAGCAUCUCUUCGCGUCUCUACUUAACCCCUCCUCUCCUCGGCGAACGCCCGCCCACCUGCGCUCCGCCCUUCGAUUCCCUCGCCAUGGAGGACGACGUUUCAGGCCAUCACCGCGUUCCAGUUUACUCGUCGGCCACCGAGGUUGUGGAGAAGCUGAAGGAGAAAUGGAGCAGCGUGAAGAAGCAACCGUACCCGGCGAUGUAUUCCAGCGUCUUCGGGGGGAUAAUUCUCGAUCCGACCGUGAUGGUGAUCCCCAUCGACGAUCACAUGGUUCAUAGAGGGCAUGGCGUGUUCGAUACCGCCAUGCUUAUGGAUGGGUAUCUGUAUGAGCUGGAUGCCCACUUGGACCGAUUCUUGAGGUCUGCAUCGAAAGCAAAGAUCACUUCCCCCUUCCCUCGCGAAAUUUUGCGUAGUAUACUUAUCGAAAUGACUGCAGCAUCCAAGUGCAAAAGGGGCUCAAUUAGAUACUGGCUGAGUGCAGGUCCCGGGAAUUUCUUGUUAUCACCAGCAGGCUGUCCAGAGGCCGCCUUCUAUGCGGUAGUUAUUGAUGUUGACUAUUCUCAAUGCAAGGAAGGUGUCAAAGUUAUUACAUCCACCAUACCAAUGAAGCCUCCUCUAUUUGCUACUAUGAAGAAUGUGAACUAUAUCCAAAAUGUUCUUUCGGUAAUGGAAGCAGAAGAGAAGGGUGCCUUUGCCUCGAUCUGGGUUGAUGACCAGGGUUAUAUUGCAGAGGGCCCUAAUGUUAAUGUUGCAUUUAUAAGCAAGGGCAAGGAAUUGCUGCUUCCACCAUUCGAUAAGAUACUUAGUGGCUGCACCGUUAAGAGGCUUGUGGCGCUAGCACCCAAGUUAAUCAAGAAAGGUCUCCUAAAAGCCAUCAGGACUGCUCAUAUGACAAUAGAUCAAGCUAAAGAAUCAGAUGAAAUGAUGUUUGUUGGGAGUGGGCUGCCCGUAAUGCCUAUAGUGCAGUGGGAUGAUCAACUAAUUGGAGAUGGAAAAGUUGGGGAAGUGACGCUCGCUCUCUCUGAUCUGCUCUGGGAGGAUAUGAUUGCGGGUCCAGAAAGGAUUCAAGUUCCCUAUAAUUAAACUGUUUGCGUAUCUGAUUGGACUGAUUUACUCUUCAUGAAUCUACAAUUUGUAGCUUUUAUCUUCCUAGAAUGUAUGCUGAACAAUUUCGUGCUGGCAAUAGUGAAGCUACUCCUGAAUUGUCUUUGUUC
Molecule: messenger RNA, 1280 nt
Organism: Musa acuminata subsp. malaccensis (wild Malaysian banana)
Lineage: Eukaryota; Viridiplantae; Streptophyta; Magnoliopsida; Zingiberales; Musaceae
Product: D-amino-acid transaminase, chloroplastic
Biological process (GO): folic acid biosynthetic process
Molecular function (GO): 4-amino-4-deoxychorismate lyase activity; pyridoxal phosphate binding
Source: RefSeq, a predicted model, not a curated record